AUGCCGCUUGAAACGAUAUAUCUUACUCGCCAUGGGCAUCGUCUCAACUGGACAAUCGAUCUCCGCACCGGAACCUACAAGUCCCAAUUUCCCACGCCAACAGGGAAUCCUGCAGACCCAGCGUUGACAUCGUACGGUAUACAACAAUCUCAUGAACUGGCUGCGCACAUCGGCAACCCAGAGUUUCACCCGAAGCCCUUUCGAGUCUAUUCUAGCCCGUUUUAUCGUUGUUUGCAGACCAUCCGACCUUCCGUCGAAGAACUGAAGAAGCAAAACAAGCCAGAUGCAGGCCGUGAGACAGGCGUAACAAGUAUUGACCCCGACUCAAACUUUGAUGUCCGAAUUGAGAAUGGAAUUGGAGAAUGGUUCGGCCCGACAACCUUCUUCGAACAUCCACCCCAUCCUACCCCCGAAACAAUGCAGCAGCACUUCCCAUCCAUCGUUGCGUCAAACCCUUUAAACAACUACACACCUACCCUCCACCCUUCUCGACGUGGAGAGACAAUCCUCCAGCUCCACAACCGUCUCGCAACGGCUUUGGAAGGUAUAAUCGCGGGUCUGGACGCCGAGAUCACUGCCCUAGAAGCAGAUACGCCACCCGAGCAACGGACCAGUAAAUCAGUGCUGAUCUGCUCGCAUGCUGCACCGCUUAUCGCGAUGGGCCGUGUAUUGACAGGUCGAAUGCCAGAAGACCCAUCAGAGGAGGACUUUUUUGUGUUCACGUCGGGACUGAGUACGUUCCGGAGGCGUGGUACUUACGCACCUGGGAGCAGCGCAGAAUACAGGAAUUCUCCGGAUGAUCUAGCUGAAGGGACGGAGCUUUUGCGUGCUCAAGGUGUUCCCGAGUGGAUGGGUUGUGGCGUUGGCGGUGGAUGGGAUUGUUUGAAGAAUGGAGAUUGUAGCUUUUUGAGUGGUGGUGCUGAGCGUGGAUGGCACUUUAAUGGUGAGGAGUCUUUUGAUACUGGUCCUAUGGCACCAGUUUCGGAGCCGCCCGCGACGAAGCUUUGA
Molecule: messenger RNA, 1008 nt
Organism: Penicillium longicatenatum
Lineage: Eukaryota; Fungi; Ascomycota; Eurotiomycetes; Eurotiales; Aspergillaceae
Exons: 4
Coding region: 1-1008 (335 amino acids)
Source: RefSeq, a predicted model, not a curated record